GGAAUUUGAAACUGAUGAGCAAAGCUAAUCGCUCUAAAGGUAGUAAAAACAAAGCUGAUGUUGCCGGUGAUAAACUACAGCUAGAUCUUGAUUUGGUAUCAAACGAACAAGCUAAUCUACCGAACAGACCGCAUAUAAUUUAUAAUACUUCAAUUGAACAACUUCGAAUUACUGAAGAACGUAUACAGGAAAGACUGAAACAAUUUGAAACUAAACAUUUAUCUCAAGAUCUCUCUGAUGGAUUAAAUUCAAUGCAAAAGCUAAAACAUGUUAUGGUUAGGAAAAUUAUUCCAGAGAAUGAAAGACCGAAAGUUAUGCGCAAUGUUGCAGUUCUGAGAAAAGCUUCAGAAAAUUCUCAACUUGCAGAACAAAUCUCCUCAGUACCGUAUGGCAACAGAAGGCAUUCUCUUCGAAGACCAUCAAAUGUUAAUUGGCAUGCUGCUGGUCUGGGUCCACGUUUCAGUCCUGAAGGAACAUUUUUAAAACAUAGUAUUUUGGGUGAUCCUGUUAUAUUCUAUCAAAUUGCGUUAACUCGUGGUGAUAUCAGUUGGAAUAUGGUCCCCAGAGAAAUUCAAUUACAGCUGCAAGCAACUAUGGCAGAAAUGGAAAAUUUCAAAUUACCUGUUGCAUUGUCGUGUAUUCCAGAGCAAACAAGUCCUGGAUCACAUCCUUCGAAUAGUUCACAAUUAACAAUUAACUAUAGUACAAUAUCAAAUUAUCCAUCCAAUGAACGAAGUAACAACAAAUUAUUCAAUUCAGAGACAAGCAAUUUACAAUUAGAUGGUGAUACUGCAUCGUUAGAGAAUUGGAAAUUGAAAAUUGAACAACAGAAAUUAAUGCAACAAAAACUAUCUAAUUUAACGAAAAGAAAACCUAAUGAAUUAAUAAUGAACUCUGGUGAAAAUGCAUAUGAAAUACAAUUAAUUGGAGAGAAAAUCGAUCGUGUCAUGCCAUUGAUUAAUGAUGGGAAAGGAAGACGAUAUAUGAGUGAAUUUUGGAACCAACCAGAAUAUAUUGGUAAUGCUGAAUCUAGUGAUUUAUGCACAACGCUGACAAUGAAGGAAAAAGGUAUCUAUAAACCAAUAGAAUUUAUCAAAUGCCCUAAAGUUAUAAAGACAGAAAAAGGCCUUAUCUCACCGAAAUACAAUAACAAUGAUGGUUUAAAAGAAAAUAUUACUCGAAUCAAAGAUCAAAACACUUAUUUGAUGAAUAGAACUCAAGAAUUAUCUGACUUAUUAGAUAAAGUUGUGCCAUAUGAACCUCUUAUGGAUGAGUUGUCAAUAACUGGUAGGAAAGUUUUGAAAGAUCAAAUAAAUGAAUCUAAUGAUGCGCAAAAUACAAAUAAAAAAUUAAUAGGAACUACUACUAUUUCAUCAGAUAAUAAUCAUCUACGAACAGAAUCUGAAAAACCGAUCAAUUUACAAUUGAAUUCAAAAAUUACUAAUGAAUCUUAUGUCAAUCAACCAUCUUUAUAUUUGAAUGGUUAUCAUUUGCAUUGGCAAACAAUUUCUUCUAGUUCUUCACCUCAACAAUUAGGUAUGAAUAUUCAUGUAACUUUUGAAAAUGAAUCACCAAUAUUACAAACAGACUAUAUUGAAUUGUUUAAUAAUGGAAACGUUCUUAUAUCGUAUGAAUGGACUCGUAUUCCACAGAGAAAUUAUUUUGAACUGGAUACCAAAGAAAAUAACGUGUUUUAUUUUGACUCUAAAUCAGGAAUGAUACAACCAGGUGAUAUUGUUCACUUACCAAUUACACUAAAAGCCCCUCAUGAAGGAAUUUACAAGGAGAUUUGGCGUUUUGAUACAACUCCAGUGUUUAAAACAGUAUCACCAAUCUGUGUACACUUUCAUGCUAUCUGUGUAUGGCCAGAAUAUCAUCAAUUCUAUUCUUUUCUGGCAAAAGAUAUAUUUAUUCAAUUAGAACAAGAAGCUAACUAUCGAAUGAUCUAUCGAAUGUUACAAAAUUUAAUAAUGAAUAUUCAACCUAAAGAACGUCCACCAAGUCCUAUUCCUGAAGUGAAUACAGAAGAGGCGAUAUUCACUCUAACUAAUCCAACUUUUCACUACAAACACCAUGUGGUUCAAAAAUUGAAACAAUUUUAUAGAGAGAUGAGGGAACGAGAAAGUAAAAUUCUUGGAAGCGAUAACGAAAUCACGAUAUCUAACAUUGAUAACUGGAAAUAUUCUAUAACUGAACUAAGAAAAAUGAUCUACAAAUAUGCACCUGAUAUGACCAAGGUAAAUGCAGCAGCUAAAAGGGAAGAAGAAUUUAACAAAUUUUUUCAGUGUGUUGACCAGUUAGCAUUUCCGUCAAAAACAAGUUUUGUCAGUACAUCUGUAGAACGUUAUAAAAUCUGUUACAUACUCUUGUCACAAAAACUUACCGAUCUCUUUGAUUUGUGUUCAAAUCUCCGUCGGCUUCAUGGACUUUCAGAAUUAACUAGUUGUCCAGUAAAAUCACAGAGAGGUGGUAAAAUCGUCAAUCAAACAAAUGGAAGGACGCCUGUAUCUGCGGUAGCUCGAAAUCUUACACAAACCAAACCGCCAGAUGAAGUUCCAUUCGAUAUUGAAGAUAAACUUUCACCAACUGAUCAACAAUUCUUACCAGACGAUAUUCAAGAAUCCAAUGAAUUGGCUGAACUCCUGAAAACUAUUGCACCAAAUUCGAAAUUAUGGAAACAUAAAGCUUGUUCAAUUGUAUACGUCAAACUUUCUCAGCUGUUAGAUGAUUUAUUCACUUGUUGGAAUGAAAUUUGAUCAAACAAUUAACAGUGAUAUUCGCUUCAUUUCAAUGUGAAAUUUCAUUUUUU
Schistosoma turkestanicum is the source of this 2809-nucleotide messenger RNA. The record is from the annotation of a GenBank genome assembly. Lineage: Eukaryota; Metazoa; Platyhelminthes; Trematoda; Strigeidida; Schistosomatidae.